Suncus etruscus (white-toothed pygmy shrew) is the source of this 886-nucleotide messenger RNA. It is a transcript of the gene BCAS2, whose product is annotated as BCAS2 pre-mRNA processing factor. The transcript has 7 exons. Gene Ontology annotation, biological process: mRNA processing. Gene Ontology annotation, cellular component: catalytic step 2 spliceosome; precatalytic spliceosome; Prp19 complex. The record is from RefSeq and is a predicted model, not a curated record. NCBI's taxonomy places the organism in Eukaryota, Metazoa, Chordata, Mammalia, Eulipotyphla, Soricidae. The coding region runs from base 21 to 698 and encodes 225 amino acids.
AAGGCUGGUGGGCGGCCAGCAUGGCGGGCACAGGGCUGGUGGCUGGGGAGGUGGUGGUGGACGCGCUGCCCUACUUCGACCAGGGCUACGAGGCGCCCGGCGUGCGCGAGGCGGCUGCAGCGCUGGUGGAGGAGGAAACCCGCCGUUACCGACCCACCAAGAACUACCUGAGCUACCUGACUGCUCCGGAUUAUUCUGCUUUCGAGACUGACAUAAUGAGAAAUGAAUUCGAAAGAUUGGCUGCCCGACAACCAAUUGAAUUGCUCAGCAUGAAACGAUAUGAACUUCCAGCCCCUUCCUCGGGACAGAAAAACGACAUCACUGCCUGGCAAGAAUGCGUGAACAAUUCUAUGGCCCAGUUAGAGCACCAGGCGGUUCGCAUUGAGAAUCUCGAGCUGAUGUCGCAACAUGGAUGUAAUGCCUGGAAAGUCUAUAACGAAAAUCUCGUUCAUAUGAUUGAACAUGCGCAGAAGGAGCUCCAGAAGUUAAGGAAGCAUAUUCAAGAUUUAAACUGGCAGCGGAAAAACAUGCAACUCACAGCUGGGUCUAAAUUAAGAGAAAUGGAGUCCAAUUGGGUCUCUCUGGUAAGUAAGAACUAUGAGAUUGAAAGGACUAUAGUACAGCUAGAAAAUGAAGUCUUUCAAAUGAAGCAGCAGCAUGGAGAAGCAAACAAAGAAAACAUCCGGCAAGAUUUCUGAGAAGACAAGUGAAUUUGUCUUGAGAGAAAUCCACGUUCCUGCUUUCCUAGAAGACCAAGGAAAGAUCUGGGCUGUGAAGAACAACAGAGUCUUGUGGAAAGCACAACUGUUAAAUGUUUCGAAACCAAGAGAUGUGUGAACUGUUACUUUCCGGUUUUAUAUUAGCAGAUAUAAAAACUUGAAUUUGA